This is a messenger RNA of Ambispora leptoticha, 545 nucleotides long. The record is from the annotation of a GenBank genome assembly. Lineage: Eukaryota; Fungi; Glomeromycota; Glomeromycetes; Archaeosporales; Ambisporaceae.
AACCAGUAAAAAUAGAUAACAAAACCACACUAUUAUACUGUGAAACAUGUCAAAUUGAAAUGUACCAACAAAUAUCAGAUGAUAAUGCAUCAGAUAAAGAAAUCAUUCGAGAACAACUAAUAGACUCUGAAAGUCUUAUUAUAUGUAUAAGUUGUGGAACUGAAAAACUUAAACAACAAAUGAAAAACUGGAGAGGAUCAUUCUUCUGCAAAAUAGAAGAAAGAUUAGCGCACACUAUAGCAUUAGAAUUAAUAAACCCAAAUUAUACCUUUGAAGGAAGACUUGACAUUAGACAGAAUCAACAAGAAAAAGAACAUCAUAUAAUAAAAGAAAUACAACCAAACGAUGUAUUCUUAACACCAAACAAGAUAGUGCCACAACAAUUCAUAAAUGAAGAAAUAACAGAUGAAAUUGAUGAACAAUUAUUUGAACAACUAAUUUUUAAUGAAAUUGAACUCCAAAGGACAAUAGAUAGAAGCUUCAGAGAAGCUAAUCCAAAAAAUAAAACCUUCCACGAAUAUAAUAGAAAUUCUUUGAGCAAAUGA